AUGGCUAGUACUACCAAACCCGCGCUCCCGCCCCUGGUGACCGACCCAGCGACAGCCACCCAGCUUGCCCUGGCCGGAUGGACGUCCACAGUGGCUGUUGACCCGACACAAACAGCCCUGGACAUCGAUCUACCCUCCAAUACAGCUGGUCUGGUUCUCUUACUGCAACCCAGCAAAGCUCCGGUGCUGCAGAACGGCUGUGCCGAGUGUGGUCCGCCCAUUAGCUGUCUCAUGUGUCCGAGCUCGUUCCAGUGUCUUAUGGGGGUGCAAACCGACUGUUCGACGUGUCCGCCGCUUCGCUGUGUGGCGUUGAGCGAUGGCACGACCGCUUCGGCAUCGUCCACAGCCUCAAGCACCAACAGCACCGCUUCAGAGACUCCAGCGCCUUCGGAAGGCUCAGCGUCUCCCAAGAUCAUCGGAGGAGUGCUUGGAGGAGUCGGCGGACUCAUCAUACUGGCGUUGGUUAUGUUCUUCAUCCUGUGGAACAAGAAGCACCGGAAACAGCCGAUCCGCAACAAGAGCAAGAUCAAUCGCACCCGCUCACCCAAUCUGAAGAAACGCGACGCGUCAGGCAUCAUUAUCGACGACAACUACCUGCGAGAACUCCAGGACCCGCUCGGGUGCGUCCGAGAGUCUCACGCUGAGCUGCACGAAGACAGAAACAGCUACAAGAGUCUCAGCACGCUGUUUGAGGACAACUCAUCGACGAGCUCCCCAAAAUCGCCCAUUCUCAUAUACACACGCCGAGAACGCACCAACCGGGUCCGAACUCCGGUUCUACACCAGCAAUUCGAACACACUGACGAUACCCAUUAUUAUGAGCCAGACCUGAUUGUCCCCCAACCAGCUCAACCAGUACACCAGCCCAGAGGUCUGUCUGCAAUCUUCCACCUUCCGAAACCAAUCACAAGCCGUCUGUCGCUUGGCUCUCUCUUUUCAGACACAGGACGGCUGUCGCUGUCGUUCAAAUCGUCCCCCAGCUCAUCAGUCAAACAGGACACGUCUCUCCCGCAAUUUUCAACACCGUCUACGGCUCGGGACUCGUCGCUGACCAUGAGCUCCAACGCCUCCAACAUCAUCCCCAUCGCUUACAUGCCUGGGGUAUUGGACUACAGCAGUAUUGCCGACCAGUAUUCUGCUUAUCAAGAAAGAAAGGCUGCCAGAAGAAGAGAGAAUCAGCAAGAAGCAAAGACUACCUCGGAACACGUGGAAGAUGUGUCAGACUACGAUCCAUACAUGUCUCCUGUGGAUUCUACCAAAAACAGCAGCCCUAGAGGAAGUCCACUUAAAGAGUACACUACUCUGUCCAAGAACCCCGACGACAACGGUUUGUCAUCGUCAACCACGACCAGGUUUGGACCGCCAUUAUCCAGUAUAUAUUCUUCUCCCAUUCUUCAACCUCCUCCGUUGAACACUAUUCAGCAUAUUCCCAACUCCUCUUCUCUGUCUACUCUCUUUCAUGCUCCAUCUACACCGGUCCCUGCAACUCCACCACUAAAUGUGUCAGGCAAGUUUGUCUCCAUGAUACGUGAGACGCAUUCUCACCAGUCCAGCAUUUCGAGCAUUGCUACCAUGUCUACGGCUUCUUUUGAGCGGCUUUGGGACCAGACUGGAGCUCUUGUUGCCGACGAGAACCACAUUCCUCCUUCUCCACCAUCGAUGAAUACUCCAUCAGCUCUCGAUGCUCCCGCAGACUGCUCUAGCCCUCUAAUCAGCCCUGCAUCCCAAACCACAGACAUGCAGUUUGUGUCUGCACCCACAAGUCCGCAUAUGGAGGUUCCGAGUGUGAGAGAGAGAUACAGCACAUCCGGUGUUUCUGACCCCAGUCGACGGAUCAGUACACCCAGCAUGGCUGAAAGUGCUAUUUCGGAUCCCCAACAACGAUACAGUAUGACCACCACGGCUUCAUUUGUAUCUGGAGAGUCUGCUCCAUACCUGGCCACUACAAGCAGCUCAGACCGACCGGCUCCGUACGCUCCUGGCGAGUUGUCUGUUUCCCGGGAGUCUUUGACUAGCAUCCAGCCGAGUGUGAUCAUCUCCCGGGCAUCUACAAUGACGCGAAACAGAAUUGAGGGGAGAGCCAUGGACGUGUCAUUCCCUCCACGGUCGAGUUCUCUCAGAAGGACUAGAUCUGACCGAGGUGAUACAGCACCGUAG
Molecule: messenger RNA, 2157 nt
Organism: Yarrowia lipolytica CLIB122
Lineage: Eukaryota; Fungi; Ascomycota; Dipodascomycetes; Dipodascales
Source: RefSeq, a predicted model, not a curated record